Molecule: messenger RNA, 1752 nt
Organism: Fraxinus pennsylvanica
Lineage: Eukaryota; Viridiplantae; Streptophyta; Magnoliopsida; Lamiales; Oleaceae
Source: the annotation of a GenBank genome assembly
AUGACUGGUGAAUCAGUUCUUGACAUGGAAGAUAAAGCUGGUGUAGGUGGUGGUGUUGAGGAUGUGUAUGGUGAGGAUAGAGCCUCUGAAGAUCAGCUUAUCACCCCAUGGACUGUUUCUGUUGCUAGCGGCUAUACGUUGUUGCGUGAUCCACAUCACAACAAAGGACUGGCCUUCACUGACAAGGAAAGAGAUGCUCACUACUUGACUGGCCUUCUUCCCCCGGCCGUUUUCACUCAAGAACUUCAGGAGAAGAGAUUGAUGCACAAUCUGCGCCAAUUUACACUCCCAUUGCAAAGAUAUAUGGCCAUGAUGGACCUUCAGGAGAGAAAUGAAAGGCUCUUCUAUAAGCUUCUGAUUGAUAAUGUCGAAGAACUGCUACCAGUUGUCUAUACUCCGACAGUUGGUGAGGCUUGCCAGAAGUAUGGAAGCAUUUUCAGGCGCCCUCAGGGUCUUUAUAUCAGCUUAAAAGAGAAAGGAAGGAUUCUUGAAGUUCUAAAGAAUUGGCCCGAAAAGACUAUUCAAGUUAUAGUUGUAACUGAUGGCGAGCGCAUUUUAGGGCUCGGGGAUCUCGGCUGUCAGGGUAUGGGAAUUCCUGUUGGAAAACUUUCUCUAUAUACAGCUCUUGGAGGUGUUCGUCCCUCAGUUUGCCUACCGAUAACCAUCGACGUUGGGACAAAUAAUAAGAAGUUAUUGGACGAUGAGUUCUACAUUGGGUUGAGGCAAAACAGAGCAACUGGCGAGGAAUAUGCUGAGCUUCUGGAAGAGUUCAUGUCUGCAGUUAAGCAGAACUACGGGGAGAAAAUCCUAGUACAGUUCGAAGAUUUCGCAAACCACAAUGCCUUUGAGCUGCUUGCUAAAUACCGCACAACUCAUCUUGUGUUCAAUGAUGAUAUUCAGGGUACAGCUUCAGUGGUUCUAGCUGGACUUAUUGCAGCUUUGAAAGUAGUGGGUGGGACUUUAGCCGAUCAUACUUUCUUGUUCCUGGGUGCUGGAGAGGCUGGGACGGGUAUAGCUGAGCUUAUAGCUCUUGAGAUAUCCAAAAAGACAGAUGCUCCAAUUGAAGAAACCCGAAAAAAAGUUUGGCUCGUGGACUCUAGGGGAUUGGUUGUUAGUUCUCGUAAAGAGUCCCUUCAACAUUUCAAACAACCUUGGGCUCAUGAGCACGAACCUGUUAAGGAACUGUUAAACGCAGUUCAGGCAAUAAAACCAACCGUUCUGAUAGGAACUUCAGGUGUUGGACGAACAUUUACUAAGGAAGUCGUAGAGGCCAUGGCAUCCUUCAAUGAGAAACCAAUCAUUCUCGCUCUAUCAAACCCGACCUCACAAUCAGAAUGUACUGCUGAAGAGGCUUAUACAUGGAGCGAGGGACGUGCUAUCUUUUGUAGUGGAAGCCCAUUUGACCCUGUUGAAUAUGAUGGAAAAGUCUUUGUGCCCGGCCAGGCUAAUAAUGCUUAUAUAUUCCCGGGAUUUGGUUUGGGCUUGAUCAUGUCUGGUACAAUACGUGUACACGACGAUUUGCUUUUGGCUGCCUCGGAAGCUUUGGCGGCUGAAGUGACAGAGGAAAACUAUGCCAAGGGACUUGUCUAUCCUCCAUUCUCUAAUAUCAGAAAAAUAUCAGCCAACAUUGCAGCAAAUGUAGCUGCAAAGUCAUAUGAACUCGGUCUGGCUUCCCGACUCCCUCGCCCCAAGGAUCUCGUUAAAUAUGCGGAGAGUUGCAUGUACACUCCUGUCUACCGCAACUAUCGCUAA